CAAAUCCUUCUUCCAUCAUUCACCUUCAAACCUUUGAUUCUUCUUCUUUCUCUGUGGUAUGGGUUCCUGCAUGGCCAUCAUGUUUCUUUUUCUACUGUUUCCCUUGGCAGUCAAAGGGGAUAAUAAUAUUACUGAUUCUUUCCUUGAUAAGGUUUGUGAAGAAGUGGAAUGUGGGAAAGGAAGCUGUGUUGUGAACACAAGUUACCCAUUAAACUUCAUUUGUGAAUGCGAAUCUGGUUGGACCAGAACUCAAGACGAAGAUGAUGAUAAAUUUGCCACUAGCUUUCUUCCAUGUGUCAUUCCCCAAUGUAGCUUGAACUAUGGUUGUCAACCAGCACCACCACCAGUUCCAGAGAAGACUUUUCCACACAAUUUAUCAGCUUUCAAUCCUUGCUAUUGGGCGUACUGUGGAGAAGGAAAAUGCGUCAAGAACAGGACACAUACAUACGCAUGUGAAUGCAGCCCCAAUUACUUGAAUCUUCUCAACAUCUCGGUUUUUCCUUGUUACAGUGAAUGUACUCUUGGAUCUGAUUGUUCGAAGCUUGGAAUAAAAGUUGGAGAAUCAACUGGCAAUCAAGAUAGCUCAGGCUCAGUUUUCAAAGGAAGGUUGGAUUGGAUGAUUAUGAUGUUGAUGUCGACGGGUAUGGUGAUGUGGAGCUAAGACCCCAAGGAUACACAGAAUUAUUUUUGCGAUUUCAUUGUUCUUCAUCACUCAUUGGGGGUUGCUAUACUGUAUGCACAUACAUACGUAGACAGUAUGUACAUUUGUCAUUUUGUACAAUAAAGGGAGUGAAAAUAUUUGAACUUUAGAGCUUCUGUAAACUACUUAAACUUCAUUGUUUGUGGAUUUUAUCUAGUUAAUACUAU
Molecule: messenger RNA, 867 nt
Organism: Vigna radiata var. radiata (mung bean)
Lineage: Eukaryota; Viridiplantae; Streptophyta; Magnoliopsida; Fabales; Fabaceae
Exons: 6
Coding region: 59-661 (200 amino acids)
Source: RefSeq, a predicted model, not a curated record